Messenger RNA from Dendroctonus ponderosae (mountain pine beetle), 703 nucleotides. RefSeq names its product receptor-type tyrosine-protein phosphatase mu-like. Gene Ontology annotation, biological process: protein dephosphorylation. Gene Ontology annotation, molecular function: protein tyrosine phosphatase activity. The record is from RefSeq and is a predicted model, not a curated record. NCBI's taxonomy places the organism in Eukaryota, Metazoa, Arthropoda, Insecta, Coleoptera, Curculionidae.
GUCAUUUCGCUCACUGAACUGAUGGCUGGAGUGAAGGCGCCCCCUAAGAACGUGCAGCUGUUCCAGCUGAUGUGCUGGCCAAUGGGGCACAAGGUGCCCACCUCCACCAACUCCCUGGUAGAGCUGAUGAAUAUGGUGGAGAAGUGGAGGCAGCGCACUGAGUAUGGGCCCGUUUGCAUCGUCUCCCCAGACGGGAGGAGUAGAUGCGGUAUUUACUGUUCGGCGAAUGCCUGCAUAGAGCAGGUGAUCCAGCAUGGAGAAGUGGACAUUUUCCAGGCGGUGCGGACAGUUCGCAGGCACCGGCCCCAAUUGAUCGAGAACAUUACCGAGUAUAAGUACUGUUACGACGUUGUUCUGCACUACGUGCUGCACUAUCUCCAGAAGGACCUGGAGGAGAUCAAGGGAACCAAGAAAUAACAGUAUUUCGCGUCCAUUCUUGUAGCGCUUCUAAGGGCUGGUUGGAUGCCCGAUUUCUUAUGAGCCUGGGCCUUAAUAUUAAAUAUGGAACUGAAUCCAUCGCAACAAUAUGUCCAGUCCACUUCGAGGCCAAACCGAUCUGUGAAUUUCUAGCUGUUAACGAGAGAACAAAUCACCUAUUUUGUGCUAAUAAUAACCGAGACUACAAAACGUAUAUUUUUGUUAAUUCGUUGCUCUUUUUAUGUAUAUUUCUGUAAACGUUAUCGAAUAAAAUUGUUUCGAAAAA